Microplitis demolitor is the source of this 3308-nucleotide messenger RNA. RefSeq names its product insulin-degrading enzyme. NCBI's taxonomy places the organism in Eukaryota, Metazoa, Arthropoda, Insecta, Hymenoptera, Braconidae. The record is from RefSeq and is a predicted model, not a curated record. Gene Ontology annotation, cellular component: cytosol; mitochondrion. The transcript has 5 exons. Gene Ontology annotation, biological process: peptide catabolic process. Gene Ontology annotation, molecular function: metal ion binding; metalloendopeptidase activity. The coding region runs from base 212 to 3163 and encodes 983 amino acids.
GAAAAUUGUUCUUUUUAUAAAUAUCGAUAUCUUUCAACAUUGAAACACAUCAGUAAAAAAUUAACUUAUAGUAAUAAGUCGAUACAGACUUAUAAUAAUAAGUAGAUACAGAAAAUAAAAUAAAUAGCUUUUAAUAGCCAUUAGUUAUUUUAUUUUUUUUUUUUACUAUUUUCUUUAUUAGAACAAUUUGUUCAUAUACAAAAUAUAAAACAUGGAAAUAUCAGAGGAAAAUGGUGUUGUUAAAGAACGUUAUAACAAUAUAAAAAAAUCAGAUAAUGAUAGUAGAUCAUAUCGAGGUUUGAUAUUAAAUAAUGAUAUGAAAGUUAUGCUUAUAAGCGAUCCAACAACACAAAAAAGUGCUGCUGCGUUAAAUAUUAACAUUGGAGUUAUGAAUGAUCCGGAUGAAUUGCCAGGAUUGGCUAAUUUUUGUGAACAUAUGUUAUUUUUUGGAUCAGAAAAAUAUUCUGAUAAAAACGAAUACGUCACAUAUAUAUCAGAUCACAAUGGUCAUUAUAAUGCUACAGUAGAUUUUGACUAUACUGCAUAUUACUUUGAUGUCGCAUCUGAAUAUUUCGAAGGAGCAUUAGAUCGAUUAGCCCAAUUUUUUUUAAACCCACUUUUCAAUGAAUCAGUAGUCGACUCUGAGGUUAAUAAUAUUAAUUCAGAGUUUGAAAUGCGAUUAAACGAUGAUGAUGCUCGUAUUGAUCAGAUAAUACGCUCAUCAAUAGAUCCAAAACACCCGUAUGCUAAAUUUUCCACAGGAAAUAAAAAUACCUUGAUUGAUAAUCCUAAACAAAUGGGAAUAGAUAUACGAAGCGAAUUAAUUAAAUUUUAUAAAACAUGGUACUCAUCUAACCUAAUGGCGCUUACUGUUUUCGGAAACCAAAGUCUUGAUGAGCUAGAAGAAAUCGUUACCAAAAAAUUUUCAGAGGUAAUCAAUAAAAAUGUACAGCUCCCAUCAUUGACUGAUUACCCUCCGAACGACGAAUCUUAUAUGCAUAAUUGGUCCAUUGUACCAGUUAGAAACGAAAACAAAUUAACUGUAUUAUUUCCAAUGCCUACUUUGGCUUAUAAUGAUUACUAUAAUUCUUCACCGAUCGAAUUUUUUAGCGCACUUUUUAAUACAGUGGGAGAUGCAUCAUUAUCAUCGGUCCUAAAGAAACAGGGAUUGAUAACAGAAAUUACAACUACAAGCAUGGAAAAACACUGGGGAGGUACAUUUUCAUUGUUAUGUAUCAAUAUAAAAUUAACUGACACGGGUUUAAAUAAAAUUGACGAUAUAAUGAUGUUAAUAUUUCAAUACAUUCAAAUGUUACGACCUAAUGAACAUCUAGAGUCAUUCUUUAAUGAGUGUCAGCAGAUGGAUAAAAUGAAGUUUGAUUUUGAAAGUAAAAUUGAACCAAUAAAUUAUGUUCUAUCAGUAGCACACAAUUUACGACUACAUCCUGUUGAAAAUGUUCUCACCAAAGGUGAUCGUUUCAGCAAAUGGAAUCCAAAUGUCAUUAACUCAGUAUUAGAUAAUUUAGUACCACAAAAAGUUCGAAUUUACAUUACAGCAAAAGAUUUUGAAAACAUUGCCAAUGAAACCGAACAAUGGUAUGGUACUCGCUAUAAAAAAAACAAAAUAUCUAAUAAUCUUGUUAACAAAUGGAUAAAACCAGGCGUUAACUUAGAACUAAAGUUGCCAUUAAAAAACGAAUUCAUCCCAACAUCAUUCGAUAUUAAAGCAGAUGCAAAAAAUGCUACAAUUGAUAAGUAUCCAGUGAUUAUAAAAGAAAAUCCAUUAAUGCGCGUUUGGUUUAAACAAGAUGAUGAAUUUCGUUUACCAAAAGCUGGAUUAGCAAUCAAAAUUGAUAGUCCAUUUUUCGUAAUGGAUGCAAUCGGUAUUAAUAUGACGAAAUUGUAUGUUGCUAUAUGCAAUGAUUUAUUAAGUGAUUGUUCAUACUAUGCAAAUCUUGCUGGGUCAAAGUUUCGAAUUGAAUCAGAACAAAAUGGCAUCGAAAUAAUAAUCACCGGGUUUGAUGAUAAAAUUAAUGUUUUAUUAAACAAAAUUAUUGAUACAAUGUUCCAUUUAUCAGUAGAUAAUGAUCGUUUUGAAUAUUUGAAGAAGCAAUACAAUAAUGAACUAUUGGAUUUUGAAGCUUACCCACCAUUUGCGCAAGGAAUACACUAUCAAAAAGUUUUAAUUAACAAUAACAUGUUACCGUUAGAUAACUUACCCAAAUUUAUGUCAUAUGUAACAAUAGAAAGAUUCAAAAACUUUAUGCAAAAUUUUUUCGAAAGACUACAUAUUGAGUGUUUAAUUCACGGUAAUUUGACGGGAGUUGAAGCUCAAGCCAUUGCUAAAUCACUUGGAGAUAAGUUGAAAAAAGAUCCAGUAAAUAAUGAGGAACGUAGUGCUUUUGUACCACUUUCGCCGAAACAAUUAAUGUUAGAUCGUGCUAUAAAUCUUAAUGAUGGCUGUAAUUUUUCUUAUGAAAUUAAAAAUAAAACUAGUCCUGAAUCGUCAAUUGUUGUGUACUAUCAAACUGGAGUAAUUUCAACAGAAUCCGAUAUGCUUCUCGCAUUGCUUAAUCAAAUUAUUGCACAACAAGUUUUUAAUAUCUUACGAACCCAAGAACAACUCGGUUAUAUGAUUUUCUCAGAGAUUACUCAAAGUGCAUGUGAAAAAGGACUUUCAAUUAUAGUACAAAGCGAAAAACAUCCGAAAUUUUUGGAUGAACGAAUUGAAGCAUUUUUAGAGUCUAUGAAGACUUUUUUGAUGAAUAUGUCCGAAAGUGAUUUUGAUAAUUACAAAAUGUCGUUGAAAAAUGGCCUUAUGACAAAACCUAAUUCUAUGCCAGCAUUAUUACUAAACUUCAAAACUGAAAUAUUCGGACAAAGCUAUGAAUUUCAACGUAAUAUUAUGAACGUUAACUGCAUGGAAGAAAUCACAAAACAAGAAAUUAUUCAAUUUUUUGAGGAAAAAUUUAUAAACAAAACAAGUAGGCGCAAAGUGGCUGUUUACGUUGUUUCUACAAUAACUCAUAAAAACGGAUCAGAAAGUCCAGAUCAACCGAAAUCUAACGGAAGUAGACUUUUACCUAUGCCAGCAAUAAUAAGCAACAUAGAUGAAUUCAAAGCUGGACAAUCGCUUUACUCACUUUUAAAAAACAAUUAUUGAUUAGAAAAUUUAUAAGUUUAUUCAAUUAAAAAUUUAGAUAAAUUAUAUAAUGUUACAAUAUAUACUUUGAUAGUGUAUAUAUUGAAUUGAAUGCAAUUAUAAUAAACUUUAUCUCAAUUACGAUAAUAAAAAAAAAUGUUUAAAA